Molecule: messenger RNA, 3681 nt
Organism: Closterium sp. NIES-65
Lineage: Eukaryota; Viridiplantae; Streptophyta; Zygnematophyceae; Desmidiales; Closteriaceae
Source: the annotation of a GenBank genome assembly
AUGUAUGCUGUGACUAUUAGUGAUAACGGUGACUGUUACCGGUGUUUCCCGCCCGACCCGAGCAUUGGUACUGUUGCGCUAGGUGCUUGUGAGGCUGCUGCUCUAGGUGCCAGUGCGUUUGCGCUCUCAGGUACUGAUGAGGAUGCGCUCUCAGGUACUGCGUCGGCUUCGACCUCCCUCACCUUCACACUUGACUCAGGGGCUUCUCGCUCCUUCUUUCGAGACCGCACCACACUCACGCCGCUUGGUUGGCCGGUUGCAGUCUCCCUGGCUGACCCCUCUGGGGGCCGUGUCCUCUCUCACUUCUCCACUGUCCUCCCGUGUCCGGCUGCCCCCUCGGGCACCCUGUCUAGUCUUUACCUCCCCUCGUUCUCGACGAACUUGGUGAGUGGUGCUGACCUGCAGGAUGGGGGGGUUCACCUGUUUACUCCUGCGAGUCAGCGAGUUACCCACUGCUCGGACGCCCGUACAGGCCGACACCUGGCCACGUUUUCGCGUCGCCCAGGGUCGAGUCUCUACACCCUGACCAAUGAGUCUCCUCCUGUCCCUGCGUCUGGCCAGGUAGCUGCGUCGGGUCAGGUGUUUGCUGCUGCGUCCAGGUCUGGUCCUGAGUCUGCCCCCUGCUCGUGUCGCCUCCUGUCUCACGAGACUCUCCUGUGGCACCACCGUCUUGGCCACCCCUCCUUGCCUCGUCUUCGGGGCAUGGCUUCCCGUGUCCUUGUCUCUGGUCUCCCCCGGUCUCUCCCUCCCCUUCCUUCGGGGCCAGGACCUUCAUGUGUCCCCUGUGUCGAGGGGCGCCUCCGGCCUGCCCCACACUCCUCCCAAUUUCCCCCGACAGAGGCUCCUCUGCAGACGCUCCACAUGGACGUGUGGGGCUCGGCCCGCGUCCGUGGACAGGGUCACGAGCGCUACUUCCUGCUGGUGGUUGACGACUACUCGCGUUACACCACAGUCUUCCCCUUGCGCAGCAAGGGUGAUGUCUAUGAGGUGUUGAUCGACUGGAUCCACGCAGCUCGUCUCCAGCUCAGGAGGAGCUUCGGCUUGGACUUUCCUGUCCUUCGUCUGCACUCUGACCGAGGUGGAGAGUUCUCCUCUGGCCUUUUGCGAGCCUACUGUCGUACACGAGGCAUCCGCCAGACCUUUACGCUUUCGGACUCUCCACAACAAAAUGGGAUUGCUGAGCGCCGCAUUGGCAUGGUCAUGGACGUCGCUCGUACGUCCAUGAUGCAUGCGGCUGCCCCCCAUUUUCUGUGGCCGUUUGCGGUUCGGUACGCCGCGCAUCAGAUCAACCUCCACCCCAGGGUCUCUCGGCCGGAGACCUCCCCAGCUCUGCUGUGGACGGGGAAGGUCGGCGAUGUGUUGGCGUUCCGUGUCUGGGGAUCUCGGGCGUUUGUCUGCGACUUGUCUGCGGACAAGCUGUCCCCUCGUGCUGCUCCCUGUGUCUUCCUAGGCUUCCCCCCUGACGCCCCGGGGUGGCAGUUCUACCACCCCUCCUCUCGUCGUGUUCUGUCCUCCCAGGACGUCACGUUCGACGAGUCAGUCCCCUUCUACCACCUCUUCCCCUACCGCACUCCUUCCCUCCCCCCGCCACCGCACUUCCUUGUGCCAGGUCCCCCCAAGGUAGACCCCCUUCCCCCUCAGGGUCCUGCCCCUUUAGGUGUGUCCCAGGUAGACUCAGUCGAGCCGGUCGAGGUUGCUGGUGACUCUGGUAUUGCUACGGGUGCUGAGCCUGGGGGUGCUGACUCUGGAGGUGCGGCGCGCGUGGGCGCUGAGCCUGGGGGUGCUGCGCGUGGGGGUACUGCGACUGGGGGUGCUGAGCCUUGGGGUGCUGAGCCAGGGAGUGCUGAGUCUGGGGGUGCUCAGCUUGGGGGUGCUGCGACUGGGGGUGCUGAGCCUGGGGGCUCUCCGGGUGCUUCAUCUCGGCGGGAGCCACUCUCUCCACAGAAGCUGCGCGAGUGGUUUGCUCGCCGCAGGAGGCGUCCUGCUGGAGAUGGAGCUUCUUUGGCCGCUGAGGGUACUUGUGCCGCCGGUCCCGGGGCUCCUGGGCCUUCGGGUCCGCCUGGCGCUGGAGAUACUGAGGGUGUUGGUGCUGAGACUGCUGCUGUCCUUCCUGGCGGUGGUCCUGCUGCGGGUGCUGCUGGUGCUGCUGGAGGUCCUGCAGCUGGAGGUGCUGUUGGCGCUGGUGCUGCCGCUGAGGGUGCUGGUGCUUUCCCUGCUGUGUGUGGAGUUGCCGCGCGGCCUCGGCCGUACUUCGUUCUGCUCCUGCAGCAGGUUCUUGGUCUUCCUCCUCCUGUAGAGUGUCCACCGCUUGUCCAGUCACAGUCACAGUUAGCGCCCGCCUCCCCUCUUCCUGCUUCCUCUCCCUACACUGGUCCUACUGGAGGUCUUGCUGAGCAUCGUGAGCCUUCGUCUCGUCCCGCGUCACUUGGUCGUGCUGCUCGUGCUAGUGGUCGCAAGUCGCGUCAGCGUCCUCCUCCUAUCCCGAGCACCCACCGGAUGUCUCUGCGUCCGUCCACUGCUCCUCUGCGUGCCCCUUUGCCUUCUCCUCCUGAGUCCUCUCUUCCUGCACUUGCCGACCCAGAGUCAGACUCUCUCCGUACUGCCAAUCCUACUAUCACGCGUCUCCUUGCUACUGUCGUCACUGACCCCUCUUUUGAGUCCACUGCUGCGUUCGCGCUUGUUGCUGAGCUCGUCGACUUUGCUGCUCGCUGUCGUCUAGACUACGCUGCCAGUCUUGUUGCUGAGUCUGCGUCUGUCUGUCCUCCGUCCGUCGGGGGUGAGUGUGCUCUUGGCACGGACGUCAUUGAGGACAGGCAGGAGGAGUUCCAGUGUCUGGCUGCUGCUUCACCUCAUCUCGCGUCCGUACUACUUGCCCCUGAGGGAGACCCAGAUGCACUAGACAUCUCGACUUCGCGCUCUUACGCGCAGGCCAUAGAGGGUCCCUACUCCUCUCACUGGCAGGCAGCUAUGGAUGCAGAGAUGGCUUCCUGGAAGUCCACAAGCACCUACGUUGACGCAGUUCCCCCUCCUGGGGCGAACAUCGUCAGUGGCAUGUGGAUCUUCAGGGUGAAGCGGCCGCCGGGCUCUCCACCUGUCUUCAAGGCGCGGUACGUGGCUCGUGGCUUCAGUCAGCGGCAAGGAGUUGACUACUUUCAGACCUUCUCUCCCACCCCGAAGAUGACCACUCUUCGGGUGCUGCUGCACAUAGCCGCUCAGCGCAACUACGAGCUCCACUCUCUUGACUUCAGCAUUGCUUUCUUGCAGGGUAGCCUGCACGAGGAGAUCUGGCUGCGCCGUCCACCUGGCUUCACUGGGACUUUCCCUCCUGGCACCCAGUGGAGCCUCCGACGGCCAGUCUUUGGUCUCCGCCAGGCACCGCGUGAGUGGCACGACACACUGAGGACUACGCUUGCGGCUCUUGGGUUUGCUCUCUCUACUGCUAACCUGUCGUUGUUUCUGCGCACCGACACUUCUCUGCAGCCGUUCUACAUCCUCGUGUACGUUGACGACUUGGUCUUUGCCACAGCGGACACUGCUGGACUCGCCUACGUGAAGUCGGAGCUGCAGAAGAGACACACGUGCACAGACCUGGAUGAACUGCGCAGCUACCUUGGCUUGCAGAUCACUUGGGACAGAGCACGCCACACCAUUACCCUGACUCAGUCACACAUGGUGCAGUAG